Molecule: messenger RNA, 2913 nt
Organism: Venturia canescens
Lineage: Eukaryota; Metazoa; Arthropoda; Insecta; Hymenoptera; Ichneumonidae
Product: Poly(A) binding protein interacting protein 1
Exons: 8
Coding region: 658-2193 (511 amino acids)
Biological process (GO): regulation of translational initiation
Molecular function (GO): protein binding; translation activator activity; RNA binding
Source: RefSeq, a predicted model, not a curated record
CAAGGGCUUAAGCAAGGAAGAUCUUUGAUUUUUUUUCAGUCGAAUAAACAAGACAGGGCCCGUGUAUCAAAUAUAUUUGAUAAAAAUUGAACGGAAAACGUGUUCGGUUCUCGCACGAGGUGACGAGAGUACACGCGAGAAUCGGAACGACUCCCGCUUCAAGCGGCCGAGCGGCGCAUAUAUAAAACACGUACGCGCACACUCAUUCGUGAAAUACCAAGGCACAGAGAGUAGCGCGACAUAACCCGGUUUCUUUUUUUUCCUCUUACACGCAAAAUUUCUGCGGCAAUUUCUACUUCCCCCUCCUACCCUUUUUCCGCGAACUUCCCUGUUUCCCUGUGAGCACGAAACUUGUAAAUUUUUCUCAGUUCAUUCGUAUACCAUCGGUAAUAUUCUUACGGAAGGAACGAACAGGGAAAGGGCGUUAUCGUCAAACGCUGCAAACAAAAUACGGUGGUCAAAGUGAAUGGUGGUGUGUGCAGAAAGCUCAAAGAAAGUGUUCCAUUGGAAGCGAGUAGUAUCUUGAAGACACGCAACGAGGGAGAGUCCAAACCAUACGUGCAUAUAUUAUUAUACACACGCGCUAUAUACAGACAUAAAUACACAUAGAUAUACGUGGCUUGUGCACGAUAAUAUCAGCGUAAACGUGUAAGAAAUAUGGAACAUGCGGGCGGUGACGGUAGCAGCGAUGGGGAUGGUGAUAGACGGGCUCCUGGACGUGGAAAAGGACGCGAAGGUUGGUCACCUUUACAACAGCAUCCUCAGGAACAACUCAGGCGACCUCAUCAACCGAACAAUGCUAACCAAACACCAGGUAAUCCAGAUGAAUGCAGAGAAAAGGGAGAGGCAGGUUCAUACGAAGUACGGAAUUCCAAUUUAUCUGCCAAUGCCGCUGUUUUUGUACCCAGGAACCUUGGACCUACUGCUGGAACAGAAUUUUGGUACAGACCAUCAGCUCAGGAUCGGAUAGCGCUGGCAAGAAAUCAACAACCUUGUCCUCCUCAGCAAAUGCAUCGUCCGAUGCAGCAGCAGCAUCAUUAUAUUUCUCAUCACCAGCAACAGCAGCAACAACAAUACAGCUAUCAAAUGCAACAAAUGCAUUAUCAGGGUCAACAGUAUGCUGAUCCGGAUGCUGGGAUUCAAGGAUAUCUCCCUUAUGAGGGAGGUUAUAGAAAUUACAAUAGACCUCAAGCAAACGGUUCCGAGCGAUCAGGGGAUAAUAAUCAAGUAACGACUUUUGCUGGAGUCUUGCGACAGCUGGAAAAUGCAAUGGAUACAUUAAACAGAAGUCCUGGCCAAUUUGAUGAUUUAGUUGUACCGCUUGUUUGCAGUAUAACUCCUCAUUUAAAGAAUUCUAGUCAUACUCAGGAAAUCGUUAAUGCUAUCAUUAAACAGUCGAUCAGAGAAAGUAAUUUCCGAUACAGUGGAGCUCGUUUGUGCGCUCAUCUCGACGCUGUGGACUCCCCUUCCGAUGAUGGAGAAUCCAUUUUCAGGACUGCCCUAUACACUAGAUGUCGCGAGGAUACCGAAUCCGAAACGUUACGUUGGCAGGAAGAACAAAACGAGAAAACUUGCCACGGAUUGAUGCUUUGUCUCGCAGAGCUUGUAGCUCAGAUGGAUCAACCCGCAGCUUCUGUCCUUGGCAAAUUGUUAGUUCAAGUUAUUUCGGUGACGCUCAAAAAUCCAGGACCGAAUUCCGCUAAAUUAAUUUGUCAGUCACUGAAGCUAGCGGGUCAAUAUUUGGAGAGAGACAGCAGUACGAAUCGUGAAGAGAUCGAGCGAGUUAUGCGAGAACUGACGCAAUUGGUCACCGAGGGACGUGUCGAUGUUCACAUAGGUCGUAUGGUGAACAGCGUUCGUGAAUUGCGUAGCGGGAACUGGGGGCGUGUCGUCUCGCACGGACCUUCAACGGUCGAGCCCAGCACGGCUGUUAACGAACAACAAAUUCCUCAACAUUUGUUCAACGAGCCGGUCCUUUAUGGUCCGGACGGUACUAUCCUGUCGGCCGAGGAAAGCAAUUUUUGCCAGAGUCGGGCGACCGCUGAUGGAGUCGGUGACGACGGUGGCGAUGGCGGUUUCGAUAUGCGUAAAUUCGACGAGGAAGACGAAGAUGACGUGAUUGCAGCGGCAUACGAAGAAUUCCUGAAGUUAACACCCAAUAAAAGUGGUAGUAGCGUGGUAGACAGAGGAUAGUCGCUUCGUUUUAGGCACUAAUAAAUAACAAUUAUACAGUAAUCGACAAGCAACUCGAAAAAAAAACAAAAACAGGUUUUUUUCCUUAUAAAUUUACACACUUUCACGAAAGAUCGCACGAGAGAUUACAAGAUAUCGAGAAAUCUUGUUAAGCAAGUAAAAUCGAAAAGUUCGCCAGCAAUUUUGUCAAGAAUACAACCGACGAAAAUCUGAUCCCCAAGAAUCGUCAGUUCAACGACUUAACAUUGCUCUUUUUAUUUUUUAAUACACCCCUUUAUUAUGUACAAUUAUGAAAAUAGAAUAAGGCGGAAUCGAUCAUGAUUUAAAGUUUGUAGGUUAUAUACUACAUACGAACAUGUAUAUGUAUAUUAUAUAUGUAUAUUUAAGAAAAAAGAAACCGGAUAAACACUACGGAGUAUAAACAAUGGGUCGCUUAAGAUAUCGUCUCGUUCCAUUAUUCCCGAUAGUCGGCAAUGUAUACGCUCUGAGGGAUAACAACAAAAAGAAAAAACAAACAUGAAAUACUACUCUAAAUUAAAUAUUAAUUCGAUGUACGGAGCAAUAUGUGCGCUCGCUGUCAAUCCACACCCUCAUCUAAUGCCCAUAUGCAGCGGCACGUCAGCUGGCAUUUUAUUUGUAUCAGUAUACAUCACUUAUGUACGGUAAAACAAUAAACAAAAGAAUUAUGUCUUUUCGUUCAUAGAGGUGAAAAAAAACAAA